Molecule: messenger RNA, 1625 nt
Organism: Hevea brasiliensis (rubber tree)
Lineage: Eukaryota; Viridiplantae; Streptophyta; Magnoliopsida; Malpighiales; Euphorbiaceae
Exons: 8
Coding region: 246-1256 (336 amino acids)
Source: RefSeq, a predicted model, not a curated record
UUCGGAACGGUGAUCUGACUUAAAAUUUAUCUUUUUCUUGAUAUUAAAUUACAAUUUCUCUUAUUGGACUAAGCAUUUGGGAAGGCCAUAUGUUAUGUCCGGCCCAUUUCUACAGUCAAGAUAGCUUUCCACAUCUUUCCCUGCAUCCAAACAGACGAGCUCCCAGAACACCAACUACUCAUAAGCUGUGUGUCUCUCUCUCUGCAGAUCGUGAUCAUCUCACAGCCAAACCCAGAAGCUGAAAAAUGGCCAAAGAUCGAAAUGGUUCUCUACCUGAUAAGGACGACAAAAAAUCCAAAGGAAAAGCUCGAGAAGAUAUUGGCACCGAUUCCGAUUCGCAACAUAGAAACCUCAGCAAACAAAAAAGGGAAAAGCAGUUAGAUAAACGCUCCGAUUUUGAUUCCGAUUCUGCAGAAGAAGAAGAUAGGAAAAGCAGCAGAGGCGUUGAGCGAAAACGAAGAUCACGAAAGCGACGCAGUAGAAGCUACGAUUCAGAUUCAGGUUCCGACAGUGAAGAGUCCGAAUAUUCGGAGUCGGAGUCUGGUACAGAGGAAAGUGAGAGUGAGAGUGAGAGCGAAGAGGAGAGGAGGAGGAGGAAGAGGAGGGAAAGGAGGAAGAGGCGAGAGAGGGAGGAGGAGAGGGAAAGGAAAAGGAGGAAGAAGGAAAAAGAAAUGAAGAGGAAAAGGAAAGAGAAGAAGAAGAAAGAGAAAGAGAAGAGAAAGAAGGAUAAAUUGGAGAGAGGGAAAAGGGGUGCUGUCACUAAUUCAUGGGGAAAGUAUGGGAUCAUCAGAGAAACUGAUAUGUGGAAUAAACGACCCGAGUUUACUGCCUGGUUAGCAGAAGUGAAACAGGUGAACCUGGAAAGUCUACCUAAUUGGGAAGAGAAGCAAAUGUUCAAAGAAUUCAUGGAGGACCACAACACAGCCACCUUUCCAUCUAAAAAGUAUUAUAACCUUGAUGCUUAUCACAAGCAUAAAAUGGAGAAGGAAAUGAAAAAGGGUUUGAAGAAGGUCCUGCAAAAAGAGCGUACUGUUUUCAACGAUGAAGAACAGCGUCGGCUAGAAUUGCUGCAAGAACGGGAAAGGCACAAGGAACAACAGGUGGAAGCUUUAAAGCUCUCUAUGCAGAGUGGAAUGGCACAAGCAAUGAAAGAGCAAGCCCAGCUCAAGGAGGAGAUGGCUUACCAGUACAAGCUUGGCAACUUCGAGGCUGCAGCUGCUAUUCAAAGAAGGCUGGACCCAAAUAUUGCUAUGUGAUGUUACUGAUUUUGUCGCGAGAUUUAAACUAUUCACAGUUCACACACUCAAUAUUAUAGGAGUUAUGUUCAGAUCUCUUGCUGGCAAGAAGGUUCCGAAGGUAUCUCUAAUGAGGGUGAGCUUCCCGAGAUCACUGACUCCAUUCUACGUGAAAGGAAAGGAUCCACAUGGUGUUCUAGGUUCAUGCCUUUUUUUUUUUUUUUUAACUUCAUUUAUGGAUGUAAGUUUUGCAGAUAUUUAGGGAAGGCGUGCUUUUAUGCGCCUGUACUGUACUAAUAUAAAAUAGGGUUGUCAAUUACUUCUACGUGCAUCAAUGUUACCACGAUAUUUUAGGGUACAAUGGGGAGAAUUGAUUAAAUUUCAUAUUCA